UCAUUAUGGCUGCUGUGACGGUGUGGCGUUACACCAGCGGCCGUGUCCUCGGAGGUUGGGGCCCGCUGCUGUGUGUCCUCCUCGGCUCGUUGGUGGCCCUCCUGAUGCCCCUGGUCGGGGUGGAGGACGAGUGCUGCGCCGCCCUGAAGGGCAUCGCUCAGCUCCGCUGCCAGCUAUGGGGAAGCUCUCAGCAGCCUCCAGCUGUGCAGUCCACCAGCCUCACCGUCCCCUUCACCGCCCUUGAUCUGCUGCCUCAGAGGUCCAAGCCUAGCAAAGAGAUGGAGCUGGAGGCCAAAGCGGCUUUGCAGCAGGCUCUGGAGAUGAAGCGACUGGGGAAGAGGGAGAAGGCUCACAAGCUGCUGGUGCAUGCACUGAGUAUGAACCCCGACUUUGUGGAUGCCCUGACGGAGCUUGGGACUAUUCUGGAGGAGGAGAAGGAUGUCGUCCAGGCAGACCACCUCUACACCAAAGCAUUGGCCAUCUCUCCAUGUAAUGAGCGGGCUCUGGUCAGCCGAGACCGUACUCUUCCCUUGGUGGAAGAGAUUGACCAGCGUUACUUUGGCAUCAUUGACAGUAAAGUGCGCAGGCUGAUGUCCAUUCCUAAGGGCAACUCUGCACUCCGCCGAGUGAUGGAGGAAACCUACUACCACCACAUCUACCACACAGUGGCCAUUGAAGGCAGCACGCUCACUCUGUCUGAAAUCCGUCACAUCAUCGAGACGCGUUACGCCGUCCCUGGGAAGAGCCUGCAGGAGCAGAAUGAGGCCAUCGGUGUGGAUGCAGCCAUGAAGUUCAUCAACACCACGCUGUUGUCCAGAUCAGGAGCCAUCACUGUCAGUAACAUCCUGGAGAUUCACCAGCGCGUGCUCGGCUAUGUGGAUCCUGUGGAAGGAGGGAGGCUGCGCACCAGCCAGGUCUUUGUGGGCCACCACAUCCCACCCCACCCCCAGGACCUGCAGAGACACAUGCAGGAGCUGGUUCAGUGGCUCAACUCUGAUGAGGCCCUGCAGCUGCACCCUGUGGAGCACGCAGCUCUCGCCCACUACAAACUCGUGUAUGUGCAUCCAUUUGUAGACGGCAACGGACGCACAUCACGCCUGCUCAUGAACCUUGUGCUCAUGCAAGCACGAUACCCACCGAUCACAAUUCGCAAAGAACAAAGAGCUGAAUAUUAUGCAGCCCUCGACACAGCCAAUGAGGGUGAUGUACGGCCUUUCAUUCGCUUUAUAGCCAAAUGUACAGAGAUAACGUUGGACACAUUGUUGAUUUCUACAACAGAGCACGCUGUGGGGCUGCCGGGAGCUGGCCAGGACCAGGCCUGUCCUGACUGCAAACAGACCAUCCCGAUCCACAACUGAAGCAUGAGACACUAGCAUGGAGAGAUAGGUUUUGAUUCAUUUAAAAUCUCUUGUAAUAACAAUCCUAUCAGAAAAUGUGUUGAAUUGCCUUGUCCAUGGGCUGUAUCCUACCUUACUGUCCCUGGGCCUCGGUUUGAGUUCUGUACCUGCUGGAUUCAUAGAAACUGCUGCAGGGUGUUGAAUUGAAAUCUGAUUUUGCUUUGGUUUAGGUUUGCUUACAUACAAGUCUUUUUCCUGCACAAUGAAAAUAAAUGUGAUGUGGUGUGAGGAGGAAAUACAGCUUUCUUAUGUCAUUUGACUUGAGAUGCUUCAGUGAUUUCCACUGCAGAUGUGUGCAGUUUGUCAACAUUUCAUUCACCAUCUUUGGCAUAAAGUUGUCUCGUAACACUGUAAUGCACUUUCCUGUAUUUGAUUAUUUAUUUUAUUUUACAAUAAAAGUGUUGUAUUAAUUUUAAUUAUGUCUUUAGGUUAUAAACUUUUAGAAUGAACAAAGCUGCAAGUGUCAUACUGGGAUGCAAGAUGAUUUACAUGACUUUAUUAAAACAAGUUUUAGACCAGAAAAAAGAGACAUCACUUUUUUUUU
Messenger RNA from Xiphias gladius (swordfish), 1941 nucleotides. RefSeq names its product FIC domain protein adenylyltransferase (gene ficd). Bases 6 to 1358 code for a protein of 450 amino acids. The transcript has 2 exons. Gene Ontology annotation, molecular function: protein binding. Lineage: Eukaryota; Metazoa; Chordata; Actinopteri; Istiophoriformes; Xiphiidae. The record is from RefSeq and is a predicted model, not a curated record.